GCGGCCGCAGGACCGCGGAGCAGCUGUAACUUGCCCGCCCGCUCGCCGGCGCGCUCGCACACCCGCUCUCCGCCGCGUGCCAGGGCGCAGCGCGUGGAGCGCCUGCCUCGCUUGGUCCCCUCUAGCGUCACCAUGCUGCCGCCGCAGCUGUGCUGGCUGCCGCUGCUCGCCGCGCUGCUCCCGCCUGUGCCUGCGCAGAAGUUCUCGGCGCUGACGUUCUUGAGAGUCGAUCAAGACAAAGACAGAGACUGCAGCCUGGACUGCCCAAGCCCCCCUCAGAAGCCCCUAUGUGCCUCCGAUGGGAGGACCUUCCUGUCCCGAUGUGAGUUCCAGCGGGCCAAGUGCAAAGAUCCGCAGCUGGAGAUCGCCCACCGUGGGAAUUGCAAAGAUGUGUCCAGGUGUGUGGCUGAGAGGAAGUAUACCCAGGAGCAGGCCCGGAAGGAGUUCCAGCAAGUGUUCAUCCCAGAAUGCAAUGAUGACGGCACCUAUAGUCAGGUCCAGUGUCACAGCUACACGGGUUACUGUUGGUGCGUUACACCAAACGGAAGGCCCAUCAGUGGCACCGCUGUGGCCCACAAGACACCCAGGUGCCCCGGGUCAAUAAAUGAAAAGAUACCCCAGCGGGAAGGCGCAGGAAAAGCAGAUGAUGCUGCAGCCCCAGCAUUGGAGACUCAGCCCCAAGGAGAUGAAGAAGAUAUUGCAUCUCGUUAUCCUACACUCUGGACUGAGCAAGUUAAAAGUCGGCAGAACAAGACCAAUAAAAAUUCAGCCUCCUCCUGUGACCAGGAGCAUCAGUCGGCUCUUGAGGAAGCCAAGCAGCCCAAGAACGACAACGUAGUGAUCCCUGAGUGUGCGCAUGGCGGCCUCUACAAGCCAGUUCAGUGCCACCCGUCCACCGGUUACUGCUGGUGCGUGCUGGUGGACACUGGGCGGCCCAUUCCUGGGACCUCCACGAGGUAUGAGCAGCCCAAGUGUGACAAUACAGCCAGAGCUCACCCAGCGAAGGCCCGGGACCUAUACAAGAACCGGCCACUGCAGGGUUGUCCUGGUGCCAAAAAGCAUGAGUUUCUGACAAGUGUCCUGGAUGCACUCUCUACAGACAUGGUUCAUGCUGUUUCUGACCCCUCUUCCUCCUCUGGCAGGCUGUCAGAGCCAGACCCCAGCCACACCCUGGAGGAGAGGGUCGUGCAUUGGUACUUCAAGCUGCUGGAUAAGAACGCUAGUGGAGAUAUUGGCAAGAAGGAAAUCAAGCCCUUUAAGAGGUUCCUGCGAAAGAAAUCCAAGCCCAAAAAGUGUGUGAAGAAGUUUGUGGAAUACUGUGAUGUGAACAAUGACAAGUCCAUUACUGUGCAGGAGCUGAUGGGUUGCUUGGGUGUCACCAGAGAGGAGGGUAAAGCCAACACCAGGAAGCGCCAUACCCCCAGAGGAAAUGCUGAAAGUACUUCUCAUCGACAGCCCAGGAAACAAGGAUGAACGGCUGGCUAUCCAAGGCAGUUCCUAGACAUGUGGGAAUCUCCCUCACCAAAGAGCUAUUAAAAAUGAAAAACAUAUAGUAUUUGCACUUUGUACUUUAAAUGUAAAUUCACUUUGUAGAAAUGAGAUAUUUAAACAGACUGUUUUGAUCUGUGAAAAUGGAAGGCUGGCUUUGGGAAAUUAAUCACAUACAAUGUAUGUGUCCUUGUUUGACCUUAAAGAUCUGCACCGGUGGGGAUGGGUUUUGAAUGCAUUUCAAGUUCACUCCCUUGUCCCUCUGUGGAGGGCCUGGUUUAUACUCUGAUCCUUUUGUCUGCCUGCAGUCUCUGUUGGCUUGUUCCCAGUGCUCUUGAUACAAGCCAGAAGACUAUCCUAUCCUUAGAAGUUUGCAGGGCCAUGCAGUUCCCAUGCAUGGUCACCUGGUCUAGGGUUGCCUGUUCCAUGAGGUUUUUCUGUCUAGAGAUGUCACACCCUGGUCACACAGGCACUAGCUGGAGCACAGCCUUAACUUCUAGUAUCCCCUGGCUGGGGCUGUGCUGUCAGGCUCCGUCAGGCUCCACUCCGAGCUUCUCCUUGAGUUUUGCCUCUGCUUGAGCCAAUCCUGCUGUUAAUCUCCAGGGAGCUGACUGGGCAGAGCACCAGAGGGUCCUCCUUCAGAGAGGAAACCUAACGCUGGCAGACUGGCUCCAUCCUGCUGGCUCAGCACCCAGCCCACCUGCCUCUCUUCCAAGUGACUGUUCCAUCCUGCUGUGGCCCUCCAUAGGGUCUCCUGGAAGGGAAAAUGUCUUCUUCAGAGAUCAUGGACCACGUCCUGGGGAAGACACAGCUAGAUGACAUCAUGCCAAGAGUCCUGAACAGCAGGCAGCUAAGAAUGUCACUUAUGAGGGGAUUCAUCCAAGGCACUUAUGGGAUGAGGAUUAGGAGCUGGAUGCCCACGCUGUGGGAGACUGGCCUGACCUGUGUGUAUGGUUGGUUACCAUUCUCAGACCUAGACUCUAGGUCAAUCUGUACUCACUGCUCUCAAGAAACAAUUGCAGAUGGGGGAGAGCUGGGGCAAUUCUCUCAGAUGGGCUUCUAUAUGGAAGACUGUUCAUGGCCCCCAGCCUCUCAGUAUAUGUCUGUGGAUGUGCACACACACUCCAAAAGGCCUUUGCUUAUUCGAACUGUGUAGAGGUAAGAUUUGAACAGCUCACGUGCAUGUCAACAUUGUCUACAAAAAAAAAGUAUGAUCCCAACUGUUUUGGAUAAUCUUUUAUAUUUCUGAAACCUGAAUUUAAUCAUUUUUAUUAGAUUAAAUAUGCUAUUAAAACUGUAUCAGUCUUCUUUUCAGCA
Peromyscus eremicus (cactus mouse) is the source of this 2805-nucleotide messenger RNA. RefSeq names its product SPARC related modular calcium binding 2 (gene Smoc2). NCBI's taxonomy places the organism in Eukaryota, Metazoa, Chordata, Mammalia, Rodentia, Cricetidae. Gene Ontology annotation, molecular function: heparin binding; protein binding; extracellular matrix binding. Gene Ontology annotation, cellular component: basement membrane. Gene Ontology annotation, biological process: extracellular matrix organization. The record is from RefSeq and is a predicted model, not a curated record. Bases 133 to 1473 code for a protein of 446 amino acids. The transcript is spliced from 13 exons.